Aspergillus terreus NIH2624 is the source of this 1803-nucleotide messenger RNA. RefSeq lists its product as uncharacterized. NCBI's taxonomy places the organism in Eukaryota, Fungi, Ascomycota, Eurotiomycetes, Eurotiales, Aspergillaceae. The record is from RefSeq and is a predicted model, not a curated record. The transcript has 2 exons. The coding region runs from base 1 to 1803 and encodes 600 amino acids.
AUGAUUCGAAGCAGAGCUCACACCGUUGAACACAUUGAGGACGAGCCGAUUCCUAGUUCCAAUUCUCCAAAUAAACCCAAGUGGUGUUCUCCCGGGUCGCUGUGGUCACGUACAACUUCCUCUCGAGUGCCAAUUGGCCGACUGGCCAUUGGACUACCCUCCCAUGAGGAUCAGACGGAUGCUGCAUUGCACACCUACGAUACAUGGAUACAGCACUGGCAGGCGCUAGGAUCUGCACAAGCAAAGCGAGAUGAAGGAAGCUCUUCUGGGCCCAGAGUCAAAGAAGAGAAGCCAGCCGCUGUGUCGAGAGCUAAAGAAGCGGAGUGGAGAGUCACGCACGCGUGCGACGACGUGUCUGGAAUUGCGCAUUCGAAAACCUAUGAAUCUAUCUGUUCCCGCGUCCUGCGUGUCGAGAUGCCAACCAGAGAACAUCUGACACACCGAGACAUGUACGACUUCAGUAUUGCACUUGCACGUCGCGGUGAUAUGUGUGGUGAAGCUGACGCACAUGCUCUCUGGCCGGAUGGCACGUCAUGCAAUUAUGGCGCGGCGAUACCAACUCUGCGGAGAUGGACUCCGAGGCGCCGUGAUAUCUGGGGCGACGCAGUACGUGGCAACAUAGCGGCGAUCCAUGAUGCGGUCGAAAAUUUAUACUACAGUUGCGCUGAUGCACGAAGCCAUGUUUCCGAUAACGAAUGUUUGGCUGACUGUCUGAUGGCUGCUUUUGUACGGGACUAUUCAGACGAUGAUGCUUCUGGGGUGUAUGUUCAAGGUACAUCACUGCUCCGGAAAGGGAGUAAACCUGUGCUGGACACGUGGCGGAUAGAGCGGGCCAUAUCUGAAAUUUGCUCCUAUACAUAUUAUGAGUCGCUGGUACGGGGUGCAACCGAAAUUUUGGGACUCGACCAACAUGGGGCCGCAUGCGCAGUGGCGGACAUCAUCGCGCCGGGCCACAGCGGCUCCUAUCUGAUCAUCCGGAACCUUACAUCUGGCAUGGCACAGACAAUAGGGUUCAUGGAGGGCCUGGCCCAACUGUCUGGGCGCGAGAGUGUACCCCUCGCCUACGGGAGUCUUGUGGCCUACGUCAAUGACAUGACCGACCUCGCGACGGAUGUGGAAACUGUUGAUAUGAAUUCUGCUGCCGAGGCGGCUGUGCGAAUGCAUACAACAGCACGAGCAGCAUAUGACUGCAUGCGAACAUUAUGCACGAGUCAAGAUGACUACGGCAUCGUCUGUUGUUGUGCUAGUAUCUACCAUGCCAUAACAACACGCAGUUGCAAUGCAUGGGUGGACUGUCCCCACGAGAAUAGAGAGGACAGGUCGUCUAAACACCCCCAUGAUCGUGCUUAUGGCAGGCGCAUGUCAGAAUGGCUCGUAUCUGCGCAAGACGACAGCGGGAGGAGCAUUCCCGGCAUCCGUAAUAUGAUUGAAUGGGUGAUUUCCAUUGUCACUAAGGAGUCAGCAGAACAGAACCAAAGCCGUUGCGAUAGAAGGCCUGAGUUGGAACAAGCGAUGUGCGACUGGUAUCAUGCCUUGAUCCAAUGUUAUUGCUCAGUCGUGUCUGGACUGAGCGCCACAGAACAUGGCGCUGCAGUGGCUGGGUUCAAAAACGCAGAGUUGCAGGUUCGAAAGUUGAUCUCCGAGAGCGACGACCGUGAGCUACUUCUCUACGCUUUGCGAUGGGUUGGAGCAAAUGAUGGCGAGGCGGCGCGGGGCUGGGCUUGGUGGUGUGAGCCACAGGUUGUCACUGCUUCCAACAUAUCAAACUAUCUCCGACGCCCGUGUAUCAAGAAGGAAUUCUGA